Messenger RNA from Aspergillus steynii IBT 23096, 1600 nucleotides. RefSeq names its product uracil-regulated protein 1. Gene Ontology annotation, molecular function: GTP cyclohydrolase II activity. Gene Ontology annotation, biological process: riboflavin biosynthetic process. The transcript has 5 exons. Bases 220 to 1524 code for a protein of 434 amino acids. NCBI's taxonomy places the organism in Eukaryota, Fungi, Ascomycota, Eurotiomycetes, Eurotiales, Aspergillaceae. The record is from RefSeq and is a predicted model, not a curated record.
UCUAGCGCACGAUGACAGAUGAUAGGUGCCCGGCACAUCCGCAGCUGCCGUCCAGAUUGCAAGCAAGGGCUUAUCAGUGUAUCUGGUGACUUGGUGGAAGCGACCGUGGAAUAGUUAGGUAUAUAAUUGUGAUGCCCACCGGUUAAGAAGGACUAAUAUUGUGUUUUCAUAUUCUCUAUAUCCGUGUGCAUUCCAUUUACACACUCUUCACCCUUCGAGAUGACCGGCACAAUAAACCCUCCCAACCCAGUAAUGGAGCAUUACUCCAACCGCAUCGUCCUCACAACCUACCCCAACCAAAGCGUCGCCAACCCGAUCCCUCUAACAUGGGGCGCCGCUACACCCACGGAGCGCGGUCCCGUGAUCGUCUCACGCUCGAAAAACACCCUCAGCAAGCGCAACGCGAUCGGCGCCCACGGCGGCAGCUACGCGAUCUACGGCGCGCUGGCCAUCGCCUCGGGGGCGCUUGACCCAGACUUCCGGCCCAACUUCCUCAACACGCAGCCGACGUUCAACUUCCCGCCGCAGGCCGCAUGGGGGGACAAAACGAAGAUCGUCUCCAUGGACCCGUUCGGCCACGACAUCGUCAAGCACUACAGCCAUCACAUCGAAGCUGGGCUGGACGUCCGCCCAACCAUCGCGGUGACGCGCGCCACGAUGCGCGUCUCGGAGGUCAGCGAAGCGAUCAAGCUCGGCCGGCUACCUAUCGACGGGAACAUCGUGCUGAACGGACAGGGCGACGUGCGCGUGACAAAAGUAGCCGUCGAGCCGGUGUGGUAUCUGCCCGGGGUAGCGGCGCGGUUUGGCGUGGACGAGGUGCUGCUGCGACGGGCGCUGUUCGAGCACACGGGCGGCAACUAUCCGGAGCUGAUCACGCGGCCAGAUAUGAAGGUGUUUUUGCCGCCGAUCGGCGGGCUCACGGUGUAUAUCUUCGGGCCGCCGGAGAAGGUGUCGGAUCCGAAUAUAAAACUGGCGCUGCGGAUCCACGACGAGUGCAACGGGUCGGAUGUGUUCCAGUCGGAUAUCUGUACGUGUCGACCGUAUCUGGUGUUUGGGAUCGAGGAGGCAAUCAAGGAGGCGCAGAACGGCGGGUCCGGGGUGGUGAUUUAUUUCCGGAAGGAAGGGCGCGCGCUGGGUGAGGUGGUUAAGUAUUUGGUGUAUAACUCGCGGAAGCGUGGCGGUGAUACGGCGGAUCAGUAUUUCCAGCGGACGGAGAAUAUUGCGGGCACGAAGGAUAUGCGCUUCCAAGCCCUGAUGCCGGAUAUUCUGCACUGGUUGGGGAUCACCAAGGUGGAUCGCAUGCUUUCCAUGUCGAACAUGAAGCAUGAUGCUAUUGUGGAGCAGGGGAUUCCGAUUCUCGAGCGGAUUCCAAUCCCGGAUGAAAUGAUUCCUGAGGAUUCGAGGGUGGAAAUCGAUGCGAAGAUCCACUCGGGCUAUUUCACAACGGGGAAGCAGUUUACUGAGGAGGAGUUAAAGCAAGUGAAGGGUCGUGGGUGGGAUGCAUGGGAGGAUGUUACGCACUGAGCGCAUGAGAAAUGGAAACAAGGGAUUAGAUUUGGGCUUUAUUCGAAGUAAAUUUGUACUUGACAUGAAUAAGAAC